This is a messenger RNA of Didymodactylos carnosus, 1044 nucleotides long. The record is from the annotation of a GenBank genome assembly. NCBI's taxonomy places the organism in Eukaryota, Metazoa, Rotifera, Eurotatoria, Philodinida, Philodinidae.
AUGAUGAUGGGUGGUGGGAUGAUGGGUGGUGGGAUGAUGGGUGGUGGGAUGAUGGGUAGUGGGAUGAUGGGCAGUGGGAUGAUGGGCGGCGGGAUGAUGGGCGGUGGGAUGAUAGAUCCGUCCAUGAUGUACGGUGGUGGACAGGUUUUACAACCGCUUGGAUUUAAUGGAAGAAAUGAUAAGAAACAUACACAACUUUCUGUUCAUGUAGACAAGGGUGAUCCACAUAGCUCUGGUGGAUUUUCGAGUAGUAUGGGAGACAAUAUAGCCGGCGGUAUGGAAGAUAUGUCAGGUGAUAUGGAUGAUACAGAUAUGGGUAGUAUUACCGAUAUGUUACAUAAAAAACGAUCAAUGAGUAAACAGCGUCGUUCAAAUAGUAAUUUAAAAUCGAAUAAUGGUGAAUCAGCAUCAGAUGUGAAAAGAUCGGAUGACGAAAAUGACGAAAAAGAACUACGUGAAGACAUGCGUUCACAUUCAGCUAAUUCUAAUAAUCGUCAUCGUCGUGAUGCUGAUUCAGUGAUCGUAUUACAUGAUCAACAACCAGAUAGUUUAGCUACUGAAAUGCAACAAGCAAAUUUUAAAUCUGAAGGCACACAGCAUGAACAUGAACAGCCAGCAAAUACGGCUGCAUUUAAAGAUCAACAUAAUGACGCCAUUAACGAUAUUGUAAAUGCACAACGUAGAAGAAGAGAAUUCGAAAAUGAUCUUUCUAAUGAACCGAGUGACGAGUCAAAAACUAUCUAUGCGGCUCAUGUGGAUGAUCCAGAUGGAGUGCAUAACAAGCAACGAGUGGAAACAUCGUUUCGACGACAUUCUCCAUUCUCCCCGUUCCAUACUACGUGGAUACCCUACAAUUACGCAAAUAUGCCAACAUGGUUCAUGAGACCAAAUCCAUGGAAUCAUCGACGUGAAGUUAUUCGUUUUUAUCAUUUAUUAGAAACACCACAUGGUGUCAAAAUUAAUCGUUUAAAUAAAGACUACUAUCGUCCUGGCAAACGACAUCUCAAAGAUCAACAAAAGAAACGUCGUAAUGAUGAUGAUUGA